AUGGCUACCCUCCCUCACUUAGACAUUCCGUCGACCAUGAGAAAACCUGGUCCGUGGAUCGUCCAGCAUAUCAAUCCUUCAAGUGAUGGUCAAGCCUCCAGCUGGGGCGCUCCGCCAUAUCGGGCAAUCUCGAAUGAUCCUUACAGAGUCAAAAUUGGAAGUCUCUGGGCUGAGGAAAAGGGCAUUGCAACAGCUGGAAUCAACUAUUAUCUCGACAGGCUUCCGAAUGGCUACCAACUCAUGGACUAUCCCAAACUAGGGGAUGAGAGCACUCGAUACAAACGUCUCUUUGGUCACCCUAGCGGCAAAUUCUUUGACUCCACAGUCAAAUUUUUCCAACAUUUCUUGUGGUUGAUGAAUGGUAUGAAGGACGAAUGCCAAUGUAUACUCUGUUUCAAGGGCCCCAAAGCAGCAGCACAACCGAAAUCAGUCUCUACCUUCAAGCCCCGUCCGCGAGUACCAAGAGAGAUGCACAGUAGGGAUACCACCGUAGAUUUAGGGAAACGCGCGAAGCCGGUGAAGAAUUACUUUGACAAGAAGCUGUACACGCAAAGAGGUUUGCCAUCUGCGUCAUUGCUCUCACACGAUAUACCUGACUUGCCGUUAGACGUCCGCAUCGCAAAGCUAGCAGAGUCGGUUCUUCCGACUGAUGAAGAAGGGACACCGGAUAUCUACAAAACACUCUUACAGCUUCUGCACAAGCUCCGAGAAUCUCGAAAACUCAUCGAUGAAGACAUCGAAGAGAAGGCUUCUCCCGACUGGCGUGCCGAACACAAUGACAAAUAUGGCGACAAUUUCAAAAUCCUGGGUAGUCACCUCAUGAACGUCUCGCUUCAGCACAGCUUUGUCCCACGUAUUGGAGAGCUUGUUCUGUGGUGCCCAGAUCAUCCAGAUGAUGUUGACAUUAUCUACAAUCCCGCCAUUCAUGGCUACCAGUUUUAUUCUUCGGAACGACAAACUUUCCACGGCUUUCCUAGAUGGCGAGGAGGCAUGGUAACGCAAUGUCCAUCUACAGACGAGAGUGUCGACUUCCCUGAUGUACUCUGUGUUGUAGAUCGCAAAGACAGCCUCAACAGAGCUGGAUUUCGUGUGGAGACUUUUCCCGAUCCCAACAACAAUGUUGACAAAAGCGCAAGCAAGCAAUACAAAUACAUACCGCUUCGCCAAAUAAGGCCCCUGAAUCAAUGGCAGAGGGUGCUACGUGAGAUUCCGGAGCAGAAGCUCGAUCCAUCCAUCCAACAUGCUCUUACUUGUAUGGUCUCGGUGUCUCUGCUUGAAAAGUACCGGUUUAUCGGCAAGUGGCCAGAAGCGUCGAUCUUCUGCAAGGGUGUCUAUGUCGGGGCUGAGCUUCUGAUUGAAGGCGAUGCCGUCAGGAUACUCCCAUCCGAAGGGGAAAGAUGUACGGAUGUCUUGGUCAUCUCUUCCAUUCGUUUGCAUCUUCACGACAUUGGCGAGGAACAUAUCCGAAAUGGAUCCGCUGGCUUUUGUAGAGCGUCUUCCAUUACCCUGGUUGGAACAGCGUACACCCUGGAUCCUUCCCGUGCAUUUUCCGAGGAAUCUGCAACAUCGGCCUCUGCUUCCUCACCUCGGGCCGUCUCCACGGAUGUUAUCAAGUAUGCUUUGCCCACUGUGGGAGCUGCUGCAUAUGGCAAUUGGUAUGCGCUCCACAGUCCGAAACAUAAAAUUGAAAUCACCCACGAUAGAAUUCUUGGCCGCCUCUAUGAAAGUGGUGCGAUGGGAAUGUGGAGUGGCACUAUGGGGAACCGCAGAACUUGCAAGGACCCACCGUCACUGUCCUAUGACCUCUCUUCCGUGCUUGCUGGCAGGAAAUAUGGUACGCUGACCGAUGAGCGGAUUUCGGAAGCUCGAGAUGGGAAGAUCCACUGGCACUGGGCCGACACUCGAGUCCAGGCGCUAUCACUUGAAACCGUCAACGGUAUUGAAGUUGGGGCGUAUGAUACGGUUCGCGAUUUGAGGACUAUGCAAGCAUGGCGAGCCAGGUUGAAGAUCAUCGACGGGCUUAGUACGCAAGUGGAUAUCAAGGACUCGAUGCUAGCAAAGCAGAAAGGUCGACCCAAAGGAAGUCGUGUCGUUGGUGGCGUCGUGGUUGGACCCGAUGAGGAAAGUGAGAGCGAGGAGGUCGAUCCACCGGCCAGAGGUAGUUUUAGCGAGGCUGUCAGGUCUAAGAAAGGUGUUGGAGGCAUGGUUGGAGCAGGCGCUGCCAUUGAGGAAGAUGACAACGAUGAGGAUAGGGAAGCUGGAGCGGAGCUUGGGAAUGAUGACACGGAGGAGGAUGAAUCUCCAAUAUCUCCAUCCAAAGUCAGUAUCAUGGAGCCCAGGUCUAAAAGAACUUCCAGCGGAUUCAUCAUACGUCAGGAUCCGGACAUCGACAUGCCGGACCAUCCACCAUUCCACAAACGCUCAACCUCGGACAUUCCUCCCGAAGUGCGCGGUCCCACCAAGGCACGAAAGAGCACUGGCGGAUCCAGACUCUCAUCCAUCUUUGCAGGACGUUAUGAUCGUAGCAUUCCCGCUGCUAUGAAUCAAGAAGAAAGCCGAGGCGCAAAUUGGAAAGGUAAAGGACGAGCAGACGGCGUCAGUGCAGACUACGACCCAGACACUCCAUUUCGGUCCAUUGAACCCAAUAACGCUAUACCCAUCGAAGAGGAUAACGAUGAAGAUAGCAGCGACAACGCAGAGGAAGAGAAUCAGGAAGAGGAUCAGGAAGAAGAAUUCUACGUCCCCGGAGAUUUCGUGGAGCCGGAGCCUAAAGAUGACGAUGAUGAGGAUGAGGAUGAGGAUGAAGAUGAAGAUGAAGAUGAAGAUGAAGAUCGUGAGGGUGAAAAUAAAAACGAAAACGAAGACGAAGACAUGACGGAUGAUGAAGAAGAGCGCAUACGUACGUUGGCCAUCUUUCAAAAAGACACCUUUGAUCGGACGGGCAAGAAGAUCGUGUUCUGA
Endocarpon pusillum Z07020 is the source of this 2961-nucleotide messenger RNA. RefSeq lists its product as uncharacterized. The record is from RefSeq and is a predicted model, not a curated record. Gene Ontology annotation, cellular component: SHREC complex; rDNA heterochromatin. Gene Ontology annotation, biological process: silent mating-type cassette heterochromatin formation. Bases 1 to 2961 code for a protein of 986 amino acids. Lineage: Eukaryota; Fungi; Ascomycota; Eurotiomycetes; Verrucariales; Verrucariaceae. The transcript is spliced from 4 exons.